AUGAUCGCCGAUCCACUCUCGUGGAAAGCUUGUCUCACCCUCCUCGUGAGGGCAUUGUAUGUAUGUGGAUCCCGAAAGCAACUACUUGGCACUGUGACCUCGCAUUCGCCGACCUUGCCGCCUAAAGCUCUCAUCGGCGAGGGUUGCGCUCGGCGCGACGACCAAGAGCUCGGACUCCGCGCACAGUUUGCCUUGCCUUUGCCGUGGGGUGGAAAGGAGGGACGUCGGUGGUCCGUGAGGGGCGUUAUGGUUUGCGUUGUCUUUGCUGCGGAUGGGGGGAGGAUGCGAGUGGACGCACGAGUAGCAUUGAGUGGCUGCACCGACUGUCCUGAGCAAGUCUCACAGACUGGGGAGACUUAG
Molecule: messenger RNA, 360 nt
Organism: Letharia columbiana
Lineage: Eukaryota; Fungi; Ascomycota; Lecanoromycetes; Lecanorales; Parmeliaceae
Exons: 1
Coding region: 1-360 (119 amino acids)
Source: RefSeq, a predicted model, not a curated record